Molecule: messenger RNA, 1504 nt
Organism: Cololabis saira (Pacific saury)
Lineage: Eukaryota; Metazoa; Chordata; Actinopteri; Beloniformes; Belonidae
Product: ankyrin repeat domain-containing protein SOWAHC-like
Exons: 2
Coding region: 1-1497 (498 amino acids)
Molecular function (GO): protein binding
Source: RefSeq, a predicted model, not a curated record
AUGGAGUCCCGGUCCAUGCAGGACCCGGUCCUGGUCCUGGACUUUAUAAUGAAGCCGAAAACCGUCCAGGUGAGGGAGUCCCGGGCCGCGCGCUGCGCGCUCCCGACCCGCCCCACCUGGUUCAGGUUACGGAAACGGAGAAAAGUUCCAGUUCCAGUUCCGCGUCUGGCGGAGCAGGAACCAGCACGGACUGACAUGGGGAACCGGGGCUCUAACACGCAGGGGCCCCCGGAACCGGAGCCACCGGGGACCCGGGACCCCCGGGUCCUGGUCCAGGGGCCCCGGAGACCGGGACCCCUGGACCAGGACCCGGGGCCCCGGGACGUCCCGCAGAUCUCCGUCACCGAGGCGUCCCCGCUCCCCGCGGAGGAGCAGGAGGAGGAGGGGGGGGCCUUCACACUCCCGGAGCCCCCGGGGGCCGCAGGGGCCGCAGGGGCCGCGGGGGCCGCAGGGGCCGCGGGGGACGCAGGGGCGGAGCUCCAGGGGGGCCCGGGGGGGCCCCGGGGGGAAGACUCGGACGCCCGCAGUCUGUCCGGCAGCGAAGACGGCAGCACCCCAGGGGGGGGCAGCCCGAGGGAGAGCCGCCGCCGCUUCAUCCAGGUGAUGAUGGACAGCUCCCCCCAGGUGAGACGCAGCGUGGGGCUGGGCCUGUCGUCCAGGUGGGACAGUGACUCCGCCUCCUCCCUGGCCUCGUCCCGGUCCUCGUCCCUGGAGGAGGACCGGCCCGCGGCGCUGGAGGAGGACCGGGCGGCGGCGGCGCUGGAGCCCGUGGAGCACGAGUGGAUGCUGUGCUCGUCGGACGGGGAGUGGUCCCGGCUGCAGCCGCUGCUGGCGCUGGACCCGGGGCUGGCGCUGCGCCGCGACUUCGUGACGGGCUUCACCUGCCUGCACUGGGCGGCCAAGCUGGGCCGGGCCGAGCUGCUGGCGCUGAUCCUGGACUUCUCGCGGCGCCGCGGCGUGGCCGUCAGCGUGGACGUGCGCUCCAGCGCCGGCUACACGCCGCUGCACGUGGCCGCCAUGCACGGCCACGCCGAGGUGGUGAAGCUGCUGGUGGGGGCCUACGGCGCCGACCUGGGGGCCCGCGACUUCAGCGGCCGCCGGGCCUGCCAGUACCUGGGCCGCGGCGCCGCCGCCGACAUCAGGGACAUCAUCGGGGCGGACGACGACCCCCCGGAGACCCCUGGUACCCCGGAGCCGGAGCCCGGGGGCCCCUGGAGGUUCUCCCGGGCCCUGCGGUCCAGCCUGAAGGCUCUCUCGGUGGAGGAGGACGAGGACCGGCCCGGGGCCCGGGGCGGGGUCGUCCUCCGGAGGAGGUCGUCCCUCAGCAGGAUGAAGCCCAGCCUGCAGAGACUCCGCAUGAGGACGUCCCAGCUGGUCCACAGCGUCUCCUUCAGGGACCGGGACGACCUGACGGGGCCCAGGGACGGGUCCGGGGACGGAUCCGGGGACGGAUCUGGGUCCGCCAAGGCCAGACGGAAGACCCACUUCCUCGGCUGAGGUUCCU